Molecule: messenger RNA, 1039 nt
Organism: Tetranychus urticae (two-spotted spider mite)
Lineage: Eukaryota; Metazoa; Arthropoda; Arachnida; Trombidiformes; Tetranychidae
Gene: Unc50
Product: Unc50 RNA binding protein
Cellular component (GO): Golgi membrane
Source: RefSeq, a predicted model, not a curated record
ACAAGUUGCAUGAAGGCUUGAUCAUCAAGCUGACUGGAUUGUGUUUAUAAAUUUGAUUCUCUAUUUACUAGUGAUGUCACCUAAAAUCUCGGUCUUAAGCAAUUUUAAUUAUUAUUGAAAAUUGAGUUUAAUAUCUAUUAAUAUGACUUCUCGUGAAUCUUUAUUACCUAGUCCAGUUCCUGGUAAAGUUAAAGCUCGUUUCAAAUGGGAACCAGCUACCAUGAGUGCUCUUAAAAAGUGUCAAAAAUUUUUAACACGGUUAACUCGGAUCAAUCAUAUGGACUUUGAAUUUGCUUUCUGGCAAAUGAUUUACUUAUUUGUAGCACCAUCAAAAGUAUAUCGAUCUGUAUAUUACAGGAAGCAAACUAAAAAUCGAUACAGCCGUGAUGACCCUGCUUUUGUGGUUCUUUUGUCAUUUUGGUUUAUCAUAAGUGCCACUGGCUUAAGCCUAGUCCUCAGGUUACCAUUUAUUGCUUUCAUCAAAUUCUUAUUCUGGGUCGUUUUUAUUGAUUGUAUUACCAUUGGUUUAAUUGUGGCCACUUUAUUUUGGUUUAUUGCCAACAAAUAUUUAAGAAAACCAACUUUACCGAAAGAAGACGUUGAAUGGGGAUAUGCUUUUGACGUUCAUUUAAACGCAUUCUUUCCGCCUCUGAUCAUCAUCCAUGUAUUCCAGCUAUUUUUCUUCAAUGUACUCAUAAAUAGUGAUUGGUUUUUUGCUCGUUUAUUUGGUAAUACACUUUGGUAUAUUUCAGCAAUCUAUUAUGUAUACAUAACUUUCCUUGGCUAUAGCUCGCUACCAAAUCUGCACCGAACUCAAUUCAUUUUAUACCCACUUGUUCCUUUAUUUUUCUUCUACAUCUUGACCCUUGUUGCUGAUAUAAAUAUCUGUAGGAUAAUCAUGGAUUUUUACAAAUACAGAGUUUAUUGAUAUUUUAUAUUUUCAAUCAAUUUCCUUUUCUAAUUGUAUUUAUUAAAUUGUGAACCCAUUCUCGAAACUAUAAAUAAAUAUGACCAAGUCAGCAGUAUUCAAUCGUUUUAA